GUCUUCUGCUGAAGUGCCUUCUAAGCAAGGCACGGAGCUUUGCGCAGGAGCAGUGAGCUGCCCAAGGUAAAUUGACCGACAUUUGAUUGGCUGUCCCGGAAAAAUGAACCGUUUUAGGGGCAUUGGGCAGACAUCCACAAGGAGACGGGGCGGGACUUCGGGUGGGAGGAGGCAGGGCCUCUGGGCUUUGGGCGCCAGCGGUUGAAAGGCAGUUGGUGUCGGUUCGGCAGCUAAGUUCGGAUUCCACCGUCCCUGCCCUUCUCCAUGGCCGACCCUGAGGAGGUGCAGGUUUCUUCGCAGCCCCCGCCGCCUUCCCUCUCUCCCUCGUAUUCAGAUGCCUCUGCAGCGUCUUCCCCUGGUGUCCCAGUACGUUUAGACUGGCCAGUUCCGAGCAGGAGCAUCGGCCCAACGGUGGACCUGCUGGAGGAAGUGGAGCUGCAGAUCGGAGACGCAGCAUUUUCGUUAACCAAACUUCUUGAAGCCACAUCUGCUGUAUCAGCUCAAGUGGAAGAGCUUGCCUUCAAAUGUACAGAAAAUGCACGUUUCCUUAAAACAUGGCGGGACCUCUUGAAAGAAGGCUAUGAUUCUUUGAAGACUGACAACUGAUUAGGCUGUGUAAUAACUCAUACUUCAUUUAUAUUUGCACAUGUACCAUAUGUAUAGUAGGAUAAUCUCCAGUAGUUCUGUAUACUCAAAAUGAAAUUUUUCUUGGUUUUCUUCACUUUUGUGAAAGUAGAACACUGAUGUUAUUUUUGAGGCUGGCGGGUAUUUAUCUUAAUACUUUCUGUCCUCUAAACUUUCAUAGAGUCUUUUACGAAAGUUAAUUUCAUCAGUAGAUAUAAUACCACAGUGUUACUACCAGUAGCAAACUUGGUAAACCAUGAUUCUAUUUGAUCUGCAGGAAGAUACCAAGAAUGGCAGAGUUUGAAGUUAAGCUUCAUUUUACAGACCAAGAAAGGGAACUUUAAGGUUAGUAAUGUCAGAUCCAGCUCCAUUAGGCUAAGUUCCCUGGAACCAAUCAUUGUAUCUUACUUACUUCCAUAUCCCCAGCUCCUAGAACGGUAUCACACAACAGUCACUAAGCGUUUGUUGAGUAAAAGAGGUAACAACAAUUAAAAUCUGUUAUUUUUCCCCAUUUUUAGCAUGAAGGUUAUAAUUGUUUCUCUAAAAAAAUAUUUGAAUCAGAACCUCGUUGACUUGAAGGAAAAUGUUCCCUUUUUUUUUACAGGGAUUUGAACUUUAACUGAUGACAGCUUUUAAAAAUUUAAACAUUUUUUGCCCUCUUAUGAGGCUUUUUAAAACAAGCUUUUACUUCAGAAAAUGAAAGCAUGUCUGGAAAGAAUGCAUAUUUUUUCCUUAUUUAUUUCUAAGGUUAACUGCUUCUACAGAUAAUAUUUCUUGCAUUUGAUGUUGUUGUAUUUUUGAUUGCUGUCUUUAAAGUGCUUUAUCACUAUUAUAGUUCUGUACUAUUACUUUUGGAGUUUUGUAAGUAAUAACUCUAAAUUCUAAAUGUAGUAAUUCUAAAGAGGUUACUUUGUUUUUAAUGUAUCAGAUUUAAAUGAUGUGAUUUUUUUCAUGUUAUUUGACCUCAUUGACAGUGUUCUCUUUUACUUGUCCUGUAGGAAAUUGUUGCUUGUUUUUUUUUUUUUGGUGGCUUAUGUUACUGUCACCGAUUAAGCCAACUAAUUCUCUACUGUAUAACUUUAGACAUUUUUGAUGUGGCAUCUUAAUUCUUUGUAGAUAUGGAGGUUGUGUACAGACUUGUAUUCUAAGGCUCCACAAUUGGGCUAUGAAAGGGGACAAAUGGAUGGGUAAAGAAUAAUUUCGUUUAGCAUAUUAGCUCAUAGUUCUUGAUUAAUUUUUUUUGUAAGUUAAAGAUAACGCAUAUAGUAGGUUCCUGUAACAAAGAGAUGUGUAUUUUGACAUUAGAAAAAU
Molecule: messenger RNA, 1935 nt
Organism: Rhinolophus ferrumequinum (greater horseshoe bat)
Lineage: Eukaryota; Metazoa; Chordata; Mammalia; Chiroptera; Rhinolophidae
Gene: C18H4orf46
Product: chromosome 18 C4orf46 homolog
Exons: 2
Coding region: 265-606 (113 amino acids)
Source: RefSeq, a predicted model, not a curated record